UGAUCAUUCCCUCAUCUUUGCACAGUUGUGUAAGGGUUUUGUUCAAACCCAGGUAGUAGCCGGAAAAGCUUAAUCCACAGUUUUGCUCAACAAUGGCGUGGAGGCAAUUUCUAUUUUCCAACAAAAGAAUACUUUCAAACUCAUUGCCAUCUGGGUUUGCUAGCUUUUCCUCCAAAUCCAAUCCUUACAUAGUGAAGGUAGGGAUACCAGAGUUCUUGAACGGAGUAGGGAAAGGAGUAGAGACGCAUGUAGAGAAACUUGAAUCAGAGAUUGGAGAUUUCUCGAAGCUUCUAGUUACUCGUACUCUUAAACUCAAGAAACUUGGCAUCCCUUGUAAACAUAGGAAGCUGAUACUGAAGUACACCCACAAAUAUAGGCUGGGACUUUGGAGGCCUAGAGCUGAGCCUGUGAAAGCUUAAUUAACUCACCUUGCUGGUGGUCCUUUUCUUGAAGAAAAACUUUCUGCCUUGAUGCUGAUGCAUUGCACUUCCUUGCAUGGAAAUUUCAAAGGGGCAGUUAUUUGACUUUGAUUAAGCAUC
Molecule: messenger RNA, 539 nt
Organism: Lycium ferocissimum
Lineage: Eukaryota; Viridiplantae; Streptophyta; Magnoliopsida; Solanales; Solanaceae
Exons: 3
Coding region: 93-419 (108 amino acids)
Source: RefSeq, a predicted model, not a curated record